Messenger RNA from Musca vetustissima, 4257 nucleotides. RefSeq names its product toll-like receptor 7 (gene 18w). Gene Ontology annotation, cellular component: extracellular matrix. The coding region runs from base 22 to 4257 and encodes 1411 amino acids. The transcript has a single exon. Gene Ontology annotation, molecular function: protein binding. The record is from RefSeq and is a predicted model, not a curated record. NCBI's taxonomy places the organism in Eukaryota, Metazoa, Arthropoda, Insecta, Diptera, Muscidae. Gene Ontology annotation, biological process: signal transduction.
AUAAAACAAAACUCCAACAAAAUGUCUCUGUACGCCUGCGCCUCGUUUUUGCUACUUACCGCCAGCAUUGUUAGCGGUGUCAGUUCACAAUGUUCAUGGGAAUUUGUACGCACAACCAUGGACAUUAAGUGUAAUAUACGUGCCAUUGAUAUCACACAACAAUUGGAUUUACAAGUGGCCGAGACAGCCACACGCCUCGAAAUCGCCUGCUCCAAUGAUGUCUUGUAUGCCAGUGAUUUGGGUAAUAAGACAUUUGUGCGUCUUCAAAAACUAUCCGAAUUGCAAAUUGAUUCGUGUAAAAUGCAACGUCUUGCGGAAAACACAUUCGAAGGUUUAAUGUCGUUGAAACGUUUAACGGUCCAGACCCACAAUGCCGUUUGGGGUCCCGGUAAAACGCUGGACAUCUCGCCUCAAGCCUUCUACGGUUUGCGUGAAUUGUCCGAACUCAGUUUGGCCGAUAACAAUAUCCGUCAAUUGCCCGAAGGUGUUUGGUGCACCAUGCAAAAUUUACAAGUGUUGAAUUUGACCUCGAAUCGUAUUCGCGCCGCCGAAAGCCUUGGUUUCUCCGAGAAAUUGUGCACUCUGAAUGGUGCCAGUGGUGCUGCUGAACUCCAAGUCUUGGAUGUUUCCUACAAUGAACUACGUUCCUUGCCCGAUGUCUGGGGUGCCUCACGCCUACGCCGCCUACAACAAUUGAAUCUACAACAUAACAACAUUUCCUCAUUGGCUGCCAACUCCUUGGCUGGCCUUUCAUCGUUGCGCGUGCUAAACCUUUCCUACAACCACUUGGAAACAUUGCCAGCCGAUUCAUUUGCCGGCAACAAGGAAUUGCGUGAAAUCCACUUGCAAGGCAAUGAAUUGUACGAUUUGCCCAAAGGUCUGUUCCAUCGUUUGGAACAAUUGUUGGUGCUCGACUUGAGUGGCAACCAAUUGACAUCUCACCACGUUGACAAUAACACAUUUGCUGGUCUAAUUCGCCUUAUUGUCUUGAACUUGGCCAACAAUGCCCUCACCCGCAUCGGCUCGAAAACCUUCAAAGAAUUGUAUUUCCUACAAAUCUUGGAUAUGCGCAACAACUCCAUCGGUCACAUUGAAGAUGGUGCCUUCCUGCCUUUGUACAAUCUUCACACCUUGAAUUUGGCCGAAAACCGUCUACACACCUUGGACAAUCGCAUUUUCAACGGUCUCUAUGUCCUCACCAAAUUGACAUUGAACAACAACUUGAUCAGCAUUGUCGAAUCCCAGGCCUUCCGCAAUUGCUCCGAUCUCAAAGAAUUGGAUUUGAGUUCAAAUCAAUUGGCCGAAGUACCCGAAGCCGUACAAGACCUCAGCAUGCUGAAAACAUUGGAUUUGGGUGAAAAUCAAAUCUCCGACUUCAAAAAUGGUACUUUCCGCAACUUGAAUCAAUUGACCGGUUUGCGUUUGAUCGACAACCGCAUUGGUAACAUCACCGUUGGUAUGUUUAGCGAUUUGCCUCGUUUAAGUGUUUUAAAUUUGGCCAAAAAUCGCAUUCAAUCCAUUGAACGUGGCGCCUUCGACAAGAACACCGAAAUCGAAGCCAUCCGCCUGGACAAGAACUUCCUCACCGACAUCAAUGGCAUCUUCGCCACUUUGGCCUCUUUGUUGUGGCUCAACUUGUCGGAAAAUCAUUUGGUAUGGUUCGAUUAUGCCUUCAUUCCAUCGAAUUUGAAAUGGUUGGACAUUCAUGGUAACUAUAUUGAAGCCUUGGGUAACUACUACAAAUUGCAAGAAGAGAUCCGUGUAACCACCUUGGAUGCCAGUCACAAUCGCAUCACCGAAAUUGGCGCCAUGGCUGUGCCAAACUCCAUCGAAUUGCUGUUCAUCAACAACAACAUCAUCAGCCAGGUCCAACCCAACACCUUUGUUGACAAAACUAAAUUGUCACGCGUCGACUUGUACGCCAAUGUCUUGUCGAAAUUGGCUUUGAACUCUUUGCGCGUUGCUCCAGUUGCCGCCGAUAAACCCGUCCCCGAAUUCUAUUUGGGCGGUAAUCCUUUCGAAUGCGACUGCAGCAUGGAAUGGUUGCAACGCAUCAACAACAUGACCACCCGCCAACAUCCCCGCAUCAUCGAUUUGGCUAAUAUCGAAUGUUUAAUGCCUCACAGCCGUAACGCCCCCAUUCGCCCAUUGUCAUCAUUGUCCAGCAGCGACUUUGUCUGCAAAUACACAUCGCACUGUCCCGCCACUUGUCACUGCUGUGAUUUCGAACAAUGCGACUGUGAAAUGGUGUGCCCCGACAAUUGUACCUGUUUCCAUGACGCUACCUGGUCAACGAACAUUGUCGACUGUGGGAAACAAAAUCGCAUUAACUUGCCGCAACGCAUACCCCAGGAUGUCACCGAUUUGUAUUUGGAUGGCAAUAAUCUCCCCGUAAUCGAUGCUCAGGUGUUUGCGGGCAAACGCAAUCUACGUGCUCUCUACCUGAACUCAUCGAAUGUGGUGACAAUUCAAAACGGCAGUUUUUCCGAGCUCAGCAUGCUGCGUUCCCUGCAUUUGGAGAACAAUAAAUUGCAGUCUUUGGACGGCAGUGAAUUUAAUCAAUUGUCUCUGCUCAAAGAAUUGUACUUGCACAAUAACCUGCUCACGUCCAUCUCGAACAAUACCUUCGGCCCCUUGGUUUCAUUGAAGGUUUUGCGUCUAGACAACAAUCGUCUCACAUCAAUGCCCAUUGCCCAAUUGGCCAGUCUCCAGUACCGCAACAGUCUACAGGGUUUGACAAUGGGCCGCAACUCCUGGUCUUGCCGUUGUCAAUUCUUGCAGAGCUUGGCCCAGUUUGUGGCCGACAAUGCCAUGGUCAUCCGUGAUUCCCAGGACAUCUACUGUGUGGAUAAUGGCGUCAAGCGUGAAUUGGAAUUGUUCACCCAGCAUGGUGUUGACUGCAGUGAAUUGUUGGAGAAUGCCAGCAACAUGGCCUCCCAAGAUGUUUCCGGUGGUUAUGUACCACUGUUGGCUGCCGUUUUGGUUUUGAUCUUCCUCAUCGUGGUGCUGAUCAUUGUCUUUGUGUUCAGGGAAUCGGUGAGAAUGUGGCUCUUUGCCCACUAUGGUGUGCGUGUGUGUGAACCACGUUUCGAAGAUGCCGGUAAAUUGUACGAUGCCAUUAUUUUACAUUCCGAAAAAGACUAUGAAUUUGUGUGCCGUAACAUUGCCACCGAAUUGGAACAUGGUCGUCCACCAUUCCGUCUGUGCAUCCAGCAAAGAGAUUUACCACCCCAGGCCAGCCAGUUGCAAAUUGUUGAAGCCGCCAGGGCGUCGAGAAAAAUCAUCUUGGUUUUGACCCGUAAUCUCUUGGCCACCGAAUGGAAUCGUUUGGAAUUCCGUAAUGCAUUCCAUGAAGCUUUGCGUGGCUUGGCCCAAAAAUUGGUGAUCAUCGAAGAGACCAAUGUUUCGGCUGAGGCUGAAGAUGUUGCUGAGUUGUCGCCCUACUUGAAAUCGGUGCCUUCAAACCGUCUGCUGACCUGUGAUCGUUACUUCUGGGAGAAAUUGCGUUAUGCCAUCCCAAUUGAAUUGUCUCCACGUGGCAACAACUACACUUUGGAUCAUCAUGAACGUUUCAAGCAACCCGUCUCACCUGGUGUUCUAUUCAGACAAGCUCCUCCCCCACCAGCCUACUAUCAAGAAGAUAUGGAAGCUAAUUAUUCGUCGGCCACCACUGCCACACCAUCGCCCAGACCCACUAGACAUGGCCAGCGUAUUGUUGAUGCCAUGCCAAUGCGUCCACCAAGUGAACAUAUCUAUCAUAGCAUUGAAUCGGAAUAUGGCUAUGAACAACACGAAGCCUUGUCCAUGAUUCCCAAUGGUAUGUCCACUGGCCGUCAUCAUCCUCAUCAUCAGCAUUUGGCUCCUCCCUCGAACGCUAUGUUUCGCCAAGGUAACAACCCUCGUUUAUCGAUGAGUGCUGCUGCUGGUGUAAGUCAAGUAGCUGCCGGCCAACAACAACAACAAUGGAGACCCUCAACGUUAAUGGCCCAGCCACAGCAACAACAAGCUCAAUUCCAGCAAGCCACCGCCCCUGUACAUUUGCGCAGUGGUAGCAAUUUAAGUCAGUGUAGUACCAGUACACAAUCCACAGCCGCUUUGGCACAAACGCCUCAGCCACAAGCUUCCACUUCCGCGGCUGCCCAACAGCAGCAACAACAACAGGCAGCUGCCACAGGUGUGACUCCGGCCACAAGUAAUGAGGGUUCAGCGCCGUCAGCGAAUAAAAACACCACCACCAAUCAAGCCUUUUUAGUGUAA